AGUUCUGUAAGCAGUUUGUGUCAUCACCAUUGUGAGUGUGCAGUAGAUUUCUGACCAGAAGACGCACUGCUGUGUUCUACUUGGGAUCAGAUCUACGAACACAGUUGAUGGUAAGAGAUAGAUUUAUAAAUACCACGUAGAAGUUCAGAGUCAUGAGUAGAUCAUGUGAUAACAUAGUUAUAUUGUACAGUGUAUACUGUACACUAUAGUGUAUCAUUGACACCCCCCUGAUUAUAGGCCAUUUGUUGAGACAUUUUGUAAUACUGAAUAAGUUGUAGCCUACUGUUUGAAAAAGUGCCCAAUCCCCAGGAAGCAUAUCUCUGUUACAACAGGAAGCUUUUCUCUACAGUGCUUCAUGAGACCUGAUGACAAGGACAGUAUGCAACAGAGUUUAAUGGUGUGUGUGUGUGUGUGUGUGUGUGUGUGCGUGCAUGGUUUUCCAUCUACCCCUGCAGACCUGUCUGUGUUCCUGACAAUCGAUUAUAGUGGAGUGGUAGAUUGGGAUUCUAAAUUGGAAGAAGAUUUGAAAAAUGAAAAGAAUGCCUUCCAGACUACUUCUAGGUAUGUUAAAUCCUUAUCAGCACACUUGAAGGUGUAUGCUCAUGGAAGAAGACUCAUACAAUCAAAACUCCAGUAUUAUAUUUCAAUGUUUUAUUUGUAAUUAUUUUGGCUUCCACAUAUUAUAAUGUGAUUUACAGUAAUCCACACCAUCACAUUUAGCUGUUGGUUAGGCAAGCAGUUGUAUUUUGAGGUUUAAAAUCAAAGCUAAGACUUUUUGUAGUUGGAAUUGCAGUAUGUAUUCGGCAUUUGCCAAGCACAGGAAUGUUAGCACAAAACAGGUCUGGACCUAUGUCAGUAGGUGCUGUAGGUGGGUGUGGUGUAGAAUCAGGCGCAGGACGCAGAAGUUAAGUCCAACAAAGACUUUUAGUAGAGCACACAAAAAUACAAUCCAAACAGCCCGGAGGCGAGAAAAUGCGCACACAGGCGUAAACAAACGGGCGCACUAAACAUGUGCAAAAUUCCUCUCCUAAAAAUACAAGGAGGCAAGCUACAAAUAGCGCACCGAAACGGGUAGCGCACCAACACGACAAUGGGAACAAUUCCAGACAAGACCAAACGAACAUAGAAACAUACAACGGUGGCAGCUAGUAUUCCGGAGACGACGAACGCCGAAGCCUGCCCGAGCAAGGAAGAGAGGCAGCCUCGGCCGAAACCGUGACAGUACCCCCCCCCUUGACGCGCGGCUCCAGACGUGCAACCGACUCCGGCCUCGGGGACGACCAGGAGGACGCGGGGCAGGGCGCGUCGGGUGACUACGAUGGAAUUCCGUCAGGAGAGACGGGUCCAAAAUGUCUCCCCUCGGCACCCAGCACCGUUCCUCCGGGCCGUACCCCUCCCACUCCACCAGAUAUUGGAGACCCCCCAUCCGACGUCUCGAAUCCAAGAUGGGACCGCACUGAGUACGCCGGUGCCCCCUCGAUGUCCAAUGGGGGCGGAGGAGUCUCCCUGAUCUCAUUUUCUUGGAGUGGGGCCAGCUACCACCGGCCUGAGAAGAGACACAUGGAACGAGGGGUUAAUACUUUUAUACUCACAGUAGUUGUAAUCUGUAACACACCUCGUUCAAUCUUCUCAGACUUUAAAUGGCCCCACAAACCGCCGACCCAGCUUCCGGCAGGUGCAGGCGGAGGGGCAGGUUUCUGGUAGAGAGCCAGACUCAAUCACCAGGUGCGUACACCGGUCCCUCACUGCGGUGGAGAUCGGCGCUCGCCUUUUGACGACGGAGGGCCCGCUGCAGGUGGACGUGUGCAGCGUUCCACGUCCUCCUCCGAGCGCCGCACCCACUCAUCCACCGCAGGAGCCUCGAUCUGGCUCUGCUGCCAAGGGUGCCAUAACCGGCUGGUAACCUAACACACAUUGGAAAGGGGUUAGGUUAGUGGAGGAAUGGCGUAGGGAAUUCUGGGCCAUUUCUGCCCCAGGGAACGUACCGUGCCCACUCCUCCGGCCGUCCUGGCAGUAAGAUCUAAGAAACCUACCCACAUCCUGGUUCACACGUUCCACCUGCCCAUUACUCUCCGGAUGGUAACCCGAGGUGAGGCUCACCGAGACCCCCAACCGCUCCAUAAAGGCUCUCCAGACUCUGGAGGUAAAUUGGGGACCUCGAUCAGACACAAUAUCCUCGGGUACCCCGUAGUGCCGGAAAACAUGGGUGAAUAGCGCUUCGGCGGUCUAUAGGGCCGUAGGAAGGCCCGGCAUAGGGAGCAAACGACAGGCCUUAGAGAACCGGUCCACAACGACCAGUAUAGUAGUAUUCCCCUGUGAGGGAGGAAGGUCAGUGAUGAAAUCCACCGAGAGGUGAGACCAUGGUCGUUGUGGAACGGGCAGGGGUAGUAACUUACCCCUAGGCAGAUGUCUAGGCGCCUUACACUGGGCACACACCGAGCAGGAGGAGACAUAAACCCUCACAUCCCUCGCCAACGUGGGCCACCAGUACUUAGCACUAAGGCAGUGCACUGUCCGGCCGAUACCAGGAUGUCCAGAGGAGGGUGACGUGUGAGCCCAAUAGAUCAAUCGAUCCCGAACCUCGAGCGGAACGUACUUCCGACCCUCCGGACAUUGAGGUGGACUAGGGUCGGUGCGCAGCGCCCGCUCGAGUUCAGCAUCGACCUCCCACACUACCGGUGCCACCAGACAACAUUUACAUUUACAUUUUAGUCAUUUAGCAGACGCUCUUAUCCAGAGCGACUUACAGUUAGUGAAUACAUAUUUUUGUAUACUGGCCCCCUGUGGGAAUCGAACCCACAACCCUGGCGUUGCAAACGCCAUGCUCUAUCAACUGAGCUACAUCCCUGCCGGCCAUUCCCUCCCCUACCCUGGACGACGCUGGGCCAAUUGUGCGCCGCCCAUGAGUCUCCCGGUCGCGGCCGGCUGCGACAGAGCCUGGAUUCGAACCAGGAUCUCUAGUGGCACAGUUAGCACUGCGAUGCAGUGCCUUAGACCACUGCGCCACUCAGGAGUUGACAAGACUCCGGCAGACAAGACUCCGGCAGUAUGGGAGUGAGCUCCACUGACCUCUCCUCCGUGUCAUACCGCCGAGACAGCGCGUCUGCCUUACCGUUCUGUGACCCAGGGAUGUAUGUGAUCUUAAAUAUGAACCGGGUCAAAAACAUAUUCCACCGCGCCUGGCGAGGGUUUAGUCUCCUAGCUGCCCGGAUGUACUCCAGGUUACGGUGGUCCGUCAAAAUGAGGAAAGGGUGUUGAGCCCCCUCAAGCCAGUGCCUCCACACCUUUAGGGCCUGUACCACGGCUAACAGCUCCCUGUCCCCUACGUCCUAAUUUCGCUCCGCCGGACUGAGCUUCUUGGAAUAAAAAGCACAGGGGCGGAGUUUAGGUGGCGUGCCGGACCGUUGCGAAAGCACGGCUCCUAUACCGGCCUCUGACGCGUCCACCUCUACCUGAAAUGGUAAAGAGGGAUCCGUAUGCGCCAGCACCGGAGCCGAGGUAAACAGGUCCUUCAGCCUCCCAAACGCCCUGUCCGCCUCGGCUGACCACUGCAGACGCACCGGACCCCCCUUCAAAAGAGACGUUAUGGGAGCUGCCACCUGUCCAAAACCCCGGAUAAACCUCCGGUAGUAAUUCGCAAACCCCAAAAACUGCUGCACCUCCUUCACAGUGGUUGGCGUUUGCCAAUUACGCACGGCUGACACCCGGUCUACCUCCAUCUUCACCCCUGACGCAGACAACUGAUAACCCAAAAAGGAGACCGACUCCUGGAAAAACAGACACUUCUCUGCCUUGACAUACAGGUUGUGCUCCAACAGCCUCCGCAACACUCGGCGCACCAGUGCCACAUGCUCGACUCGGGUAGACGAGUACACGAGAAUGUCAUCUAUGUACACGACCACCCCCUGCCCCUGCAUGUCCCUGAAGAUCUCAUCUACGAAUGAUUGGAAAACUGAAGGAGCGUUCAUCAACCCGUAUGGCAUGACAAGAUACUCGUAAUGGCCCGAGGUGGUGCUAAAGGCUGUCUUCCAUUCAUCGCCCCCCCCUAAUGCGCACCAAGUUGUCGCGCUCCUGAGAUCUAAUUUAGUGAAGAAACGCGCCCCGUGCAAUGACUCCGUCAUGGUCGCAAUCAGCGGGAGUGGAUAACUGUACUUCACCGUGAUCUGAUUGAGACCACGGUAAUCAAUGCACGGGCGUAACCCACCAUCCUUUUUCUUCACAAAAAAGAAACUUGAGGACGCAGGGGAAGUGGAGGGCCGUAUGUAUCCUUGUCUCAGAGAUUCGUCUAUGUAAGUCUCCAUAGCUCUCUUCUCCUCCUGAGACAGAGGAUACACAUGGCUCCGUGGGAGCGCAGCUCCUGCCUGGAGGUCUAUCGCACAAUCUCCCUGCCUAUGGGGAGGCAACUGCGUCGCCCUCGACUUACUGAACACAAUAGCCAAAUCCCCAUACUCAGGGGGAACGUGCAAUGCGGGCACCUGGUUUGGACUCUCCACCGAGGUAGCCCCUACGGAAACGCCUAAACAUCGACCCACACACUGGGCAGACCACUCCAUCAGAGCUCUCUCCUGCCACGAAAUGAACGGGUUAUGGGUACUCAACCAGGGCAUGCCCAGCACCACCGGAUACGCAGGCGAGUCGAUCAGAAAUAGCUGGAUCAUCUCCUGAUGACCCCCCUGCGCACACAUCCUAAGUGGCGCCGUGACCUCCCUGAUCAAACCCGAUCCCAACGGACGGCUAUCUAGGGCAUGAACAGGGAAGGGGACGUCAACAGGGAGAAGGGGAAUCCCUAAGGCUAAACAAAAUGUCUUAUCAACAAAAUUCCCAGCCGCGCCUGAAUCUACCAGCGCCUUAUGCUGGGAAUGAGGUGCUACCUGUGGAAAACGCACAGGUAUACAGAAGUGCGCAACAGAGAGCUCUGGGUGAGUGGGGCGCCUACUCACCUGGAAGGACUCCCCAGUGCGGGGCCUGUCGUCUUCUCCCCUAGGAGGCCAUCCCCAGCACCUAGCCGCGGUGUGUCCUCCCCGACCACAGUUGGUGCAGGAGAUGGACCCCCUCGUACUCCGACCCCUCCUCUCUCUAGCGCCAGCGCCCCCGAGCUCCAUGGGGCUCGGCUCGGAGACGCUGGAGGGUGAAAUGGACGGACCUCCCUCGGGACGUCCGCGGGUAGCCAGCAGGGUGUCCAGCCUGAUGGACAUGUCGACUAACUGGUCGAAAGAGUGGCUGGUGUCCCGACAGGCCAGCUCCCGACGGACGUCCUCACGUAGACUACAGCGGUAGUGAUCGAUGAGGGCCCGCUCAUUCCACCCUGCAUCCGCCGCUAGAGUACGGAAUUCCAACGCGAACUCCUGGGCACUCCUCUUCCCCUGCCGGAGGCAGAACAGACGCUCCCCCGCCGCUUUCCCCUCUGGUGGAUGGUCAAACACCGCCCUGAAGCGGCGGGAGAACUCAGCGUAAGUGAUGGUGGUCGCGUCUAUCCUCCUCCACUCGGCGUUGGCCCAUUCUAACGCCUUGCCGGAAAGGCAGGAGAUAAGGGCGGACACGCUCUCGUGUCCCGAGGGCGCCGGGUGCACGGUGGCCAGGUAAAGCUCCACCUGGAGAAGGAAGCCCUGACACCCGGCAGCGGUCCCAUCGUAGGCCCUCGGGAGCGAGAGUCGAACUCCUCUGGGUUCCGGAGCGGGAAUGGGCUGAUUUGCUGAUGGUGAUGGUAGGGACGGUGGCGUUGGGGGUGUUCCUCGGGUCUCCCAGCGUUGGAGCGUGUUGAUCACAUCCUGCAGGGCGGUCCCGAUCCGCAGAACCUGGUCGUUCUGCUCCCGAACCCGAUCCUCCAACGUCUCCUGUGCUGCUGCGGCUCCUGCUGAUUCCAUUCAGAAGGUGAGUGAUUCUGUCAGUAGGUGCUGUAGGUGGGUGUGGUGUGGAAUCAGGCGCAGGACGCAGAAGUUAAGUCCAACAAAGACUUUUAGUAGAGCACACAAAAAUACAAUCCAAACAGCCCGGAGGCGAGAAAAUGCGCACACAGGCGUAAACAAACGGGCGCACUAAACAUGUGCGAAAAUCCUCUCCUAAAAAUACAAGGAGGCAAGCUACAAAUAGCGCACCGAAACGGGUAGCGCACCAACACGACAAUGGGAACAAUUCCAGACAAGACCAAACGAACAUAGAAACAUACAACGGUGGCAGCUAGUAUUCCGGAGACGACGAACGCCGAAGCCUGCCCGAGCAAGGAAGAGAGGCAGCCUCGGCCGAAACCGUGACAACCUAUUAGGUGAUCUUCUCUCCUCUCUUCCUUUAGUGUGCAGCAAUAUACUCCCGGUUGCCCUGCUAAUUGCUAACAUCGCCAUGGGUGAGUAGAUGAAUUAAAACUAUUUUGUCCUGAACCGCAUUUUACUUUUGUACUUGAGCCACUAUAAUAUCUCUGUUUCUGCAACUGCCCUCCUAGCUGUAGAAAUAGCUUCUGUUUCUAUGUUCCCAACAUGUGCGUUACAACUGUACAGGUGCGGUGUACCUGAACGACUGCCCUCGACAGCCUUACAUCCCCAUCUAUCUGAUAGUUCUGGGGGCCUUUGGCCUGGUCACCAUCCUCCCCUUCUGCUUCUGCCAGCCCAAUCUGGUGCUUGUCUGCACCCUCUGGAACGGCCUGUUGGACACAUUCCUGUUCUGCUGGUUCAUCAAUGGUGAGUCUGAGGGGUGUCUGUGGGGAGGUGGGGGGUAGUGUGUGUGUGUGUGUGUGUGUGCGUGUACCCUGGGUGAGUGUGUGUGGCCAGGUGGGGGUGGUGUGCGUGGGUUUGCGUACGGACGAAGGGAUGGAUUGUUGAUUAUAAAUCUAUAAUGCUUGAGACAUGCAUAUGAACUUGAUCCUGUGUAGAGAUUCGUACCAGUCCUACAAAUUCUCUUUCUCUCUCUCUCUCUCUCUCUCUCUCUCUCUCUCUCUAGGUAACGUGUGGAUCUACUCCAUCUAUCAGCCUAACUACAACCAGACUCUGACUGAGAAGGACCCGUACCAGUCCAACUACAACCAGACUCUGACUGAGAAGGAUUUGUACUGUAACAAGACCCUGUACCUGUUUGCCUUCUGGACCACCACACUGAAUUACUUGAUAUUGUUGAGUCUGUGC
Molecule: messenger RNA, 7112 nt
Organism: Coregonus sp. 'balchen'
Lineage: Eukaryota; Metazoa; Chordata; Actinopteri; Salmoniformes; Salmonidae
Source: the annotation of a GenBank genome assembly